AUGUCCCACAGGAACAAGGAGAAUAACCGUCUCCAUCAUCGCGAGCAGACCCCGCAGAACAUCAGCACCAAGAAGUCCUGUCCGGCUGAUUACUCCCAGUUACCAGCGCAGUCAUAUGGGCAUGGGGAGAACCAAGUCGCAGGAGAGCUGCCAAAGUGCGUGUGCGCCCCGGCAACACACGCAGGAUCCUUCAGGUGCAGGCUGCACAGGGCUAACUCUCACAGCCAGUCGGCUACCCCGGCAUCUUCUUCAUCAGCUCUGGCAACGUCCACCAGGACUGUCGAGGCCCAGUAG
Molecule: messenger RNA, 294 nt
Organism: Spirodela intermedia
Lineage: Eukaryota; Viridiplantae; Streptophyta; Magnoliopsida; Alismatales; Araceae
Source: the annotation of a GenBank genome assembly